AUGAGCAAUUCUAAUAUUCCGAAGGGGCCUUACUACAUUGGCUACAAGGACAACAUGUACAAGGUCGACCCUGUUAUUUUUGCCCAGCACUCAGGAAAAUUCGCGCGUGAUUGUUUAAUUCAGAGAGAUCAUAUGGAAUUUAACGAAGUUGUUUCAGAUGAAACAUUUAAAGCAUUUUUAUCAUCAUGCCAACUCCGCAACUUCCAACUCCAGCCUCUUUAUGCGCUUGAGCUUUUGGAUGUUGCUAGAAAAUGGGAUUGCCCUAAUCUUGAGAGAUACUGCCAAGAUUUGUGCAAAGAAAACGGAAUAGUUUACAGACCAAAGAACGAUGUUCUCGGAAACCUUCUCAAAAACAUUGAUGAAGGAACUGCUAAAAGAUCUGAUCUUCAGGCAGUUGCUAACGUUUUUGAUGAAGUGAUGGAUGAUGACCGUCUUCCAGAUGUAGAGCCAGAAAUCCUAUUCAGGAUUGUACUUAUGGCCGAGAAGAAAGGAUUUGAUAUGGAAAAGUACAUUAAAUUUGUUAUGCGUAUUAUCAAGACAGAACCAGAAACAGCAAUUCUUCUCAUCCUCAGAAUUAACUUCGAUUUACUUCCAGAGGACCAAGAAAAUUAUAUCUUCCAUUGCCCAAUGAUCCAUGAACAAUCAAUCAACUUUUUCGUUGCUAUGGCUCUUUCUAGUGUUCGUUGGCAUGCUCGCACAGAACUUGAGGCCACAACAAACUACCAUAUCGAUUUAUUGAAUGAUUUCCUUAAGAAUAUCGAAGUUACAAAAGCCAAUCUUAUCAAGCAGCUUGCAGACGAGCAUGAUGAGCAAAUGGAUGAAAUCAUGACCGUUCUCGAAAAGCAGCAUGCGAUUAUCGAAGAUCUUUCAGACAUUCUUGCAGAACAAGCUCAGAAACUUGAAACAGGCCCACUCUCUGUUAAUGGCCAAGGUGAUGAACGCGUAAAUAAAAUACGCCAUGAUGCCGAAAAUGAUAUCAGACGUUAUACAGAGGCCGUCAACGACCAACUUAACGAGAAUCGUGCUCGUUUCAUGAACAACAUUGAAGAAACCAUCGAAAACGUUAAAAAUGAGUGGAUUAAGAACAUGACAGAUCCAGUUCGUGUCAAAGAAGCUCACGAGAAGAAGCUUAACGAGAUCGACCAACAGUGCAACAAGCAACAACAGCAACUCGACCAGAUUCAAGGCGAAGUCGACACAAUUAAGGCUACAUUACUAGCAAAGAUCGUUAAGGACAAAUUACAGGGUGCACGCGGAAUCAGAGACACAACAAACGCUUACGACGUGUUCGAUGGCGCUGAAAAGAUCUGGAACUUGUCUUCUGAUGACGUGAAGAGAGCUGAGAGAGAUGUUAUAGAUGUUAUAGAGCACAGAAUAGAGGCAGAAUGCCCAAUGCGCGCUCCUGUAAUGAACGACGACUAA
This is a messenger RNA of Trichomonas vaginalis G3, 1422 nucleotides long. Its product is annotated as ankyrin repeat domain-containing protein 49 family. The transcript has a single exon. Lineage: Eukaryota; Parabasalia; Trichomonadida; Trichomonadidae. The record is from RefSeq and is a predicted model, not a curated record. The coding region runs from base 1 to 1422 and encodes 473 amino acids.